AUGGUCGCCAUCUCAAUCGUUGCCGUCGCCGCACUUCUCUCCUCCACCGCCUACGCCUGGACCGGCCAUGACGCACCUAAAUGCCGCUCGAUCACACCAACCUCUUCCUCAAAGGAGGAUACGGCCAUCUUAAAGGAUCCCAAUGUUUCCAAAUGCUUCACGUUGCUCAACAUCUGCAUGGGCUACUAUCACCCAAGCCCAUCUGAGCUGUACAUCACCUUGACCAACAAAGCGCACAACGCGUUCGUGUGCUUGAGCGACGAAAACGGCUGGCGGAGCUGCGUACAGACUAGCGCGGGUGUUCCUUGCAAUGCUGGAGUCCCUGUGAACGCCUUCAAGAUAUACACGUCCCUGUAUCCCACUCUAUCGUAG
This is a messenger RNA of Lasiodiplodia theobromae, 372 nucleotides long. RefSeq lists its product as uncharacterized. Bases 1 to 372 code for a protein of 123 amino acids. The transcript has a single exon. The record is from RefSeq and is a predicted model, not a curated record. NCBI's taxonomy places the organism in Eukaryota, Fungi, Ascomycota, Dothideomycetes, Botryosphaeriales, Botryosphaeriaceae.